Castor canadensis (American beaver) is the source of this 3519-nucleotide messenger RNA. It is a transcript of the gene Rnf43, whose product is annotated as ring finger protein 43. NCBI's taxonomy places the organism in Eukaryota, Metazoa, Chordata, Mammalia, Rodentia, Castoridae. The record is from RefSeq and is a predicted model, not a curated record.
UGGAAACUUUUCUGAAUAUGUGUUGUAGCAUCUUUGGACAACCCUUGAGGUGUGGCCUGAAUUUUUUGAAUUACCAUUUCCUCACUUCCCCUAUUUGAAAAAAACAAAAAACAAAACUUGUGGUCUUUAAUCAUUUACAGUUGGCAGAUUUUAUGGCUUAAAAAGGGCCAUCUCUUCAUUUUCUGAACUGGAGUUAUUCACUCUCACCUUUGGCGCGUGGCCUUAGCUGUUUACUUUGUCUUGUUUUGUUCAUCAACAUUGGGCUUAGUGCCUCGGCAACUUGAUGCAUAUGGAAGACCAACAUCAAGUGAUCUGACAUAAUACAAAUGCACGUUUGAUAUCAAGCAAAGUUGAAAAUUUCAAAGAAAAGUGGUGAAAUCUGCUAGUCAGAGUGAAGAUGGGAGAAAAUGACAUACCUGCAGCAGAAGUUGGCUAAAAAAAUCCUCUUCUCUGCCCAAUCAGCAAUGCCACUUGUACUUGGGAAAAUACUUUAGAAAAAGGAAGAACCAAAGCUAUGACUUGGUUUUCUGAAACUGAUGCAUAAAUUCACUUUUCCUCCAUUUGUCUGGAUGUGACAACCUGCGUUUGGUAUUAGCUAGUGGAAGCAGUAUGUAUGGCCGAAGUGCAUUGCUGCAGCUGGUAGCAUGAGAGGUGGCCACCAGCUGCAGCUGGCUGCCCUCUGGCCCUGGCUGCUGAUGGCUACCCUGCAGGCAGGCUUUGGACGCACAGGACUAGUACUGGCAGCAGCGGUGGAGUCUGAAAGAUCAGCAGAGCAGAAAGCUAUUAUCAGAGUGAUCCCCUUGAAAAUGGACCCCACAGGAAAACUGAACCUCACUUUGGAAGGUGUAUUCGCUGGUGUGGCAGAAAUAACUCCAGCAGAAGGAAAAUUAAUGCAGUCCCAUCCCCUGUACCUGUGCAAUGCCAGUGAUGACGACAAUCUGGAGCCUGGAUUCAUCAGCAUUGUCAAGCUGGAGAGUCCCCGACGGGCCCCUCGCCCCUGCCUGUCACUAGCCAGCAAGGCCCGGAUGGCGGGUGAGCGAGGAGCCAGUGCUGUCCUCUUUGACAUCACUGAGGAUCGAGCUGCUGCUGAGCAGCUACAGCAGCCCCUGGGGCUGACUUGGCCAGUAGUGCUGAUCUGGGGUAAUGAUGCGGAGAAGCUGAUGGAGUUUGUUUACAAGAACCAGAAGGCUCAUGUGAGAAUUGAGCUAAAAGAGCCCCCAGCCUGGCCAGAUUAUGAUGUGUGGAUCCUCUUGACGGUGGUGGGCACCAUUUUUGUGGUCAUCCUGGCUUCAGUGCUUCGUGUCCGGUGCCACCCCCACCGCAGCAGGCCGGACCCUCUUCAGCAGCGAACAGCCUGGGCUAUCAGCCAGCUAGCCACCAGGAGGUACCGGGCCAGCUGCAGGAGGGCUCGGGCUGAGCAGAUUGACUCAGGCAGUAGCUGCAGCUCUGCCCCUGUGUGUGCCAUCUGCCUGGAGGAAUUCUCUGAAGGGCAGGAGCUGCGGGUUAUUUCCUGCCUCCAUGAGUUCCAUCGUACUUGUGUGGAUCCCUGGCUACAUCAGCAUCGGACUUGUCCCCUCUGCAUGUUCAACAUCAUAGAGGGAGAUUCAUUCUCCCAGGGACCCUCUCAAACUUACCAGGAACCAGGCAGGAGACUCCACCUUAUUCGCCAGCAUCCUGGCCAUGCCCACUACCACCUCCCUUCUGCCUACCUACUGGGACCUUCCCGGAAUUCAGUGGCUCGGCCUCCACGACCCAGACCUUUCCUCCCAUCCCAGGAGCCAGGCAUGGGCCCUCGGAACCAGCGCCUCUCCAGAGCUGCACAUCUUCAGGGUUCAGGCGAGCAGCAGCACGUGGCAGUGGCCCAGCACCCUUAUGCACAGGGCUUGAGACUGAGUCGCCUCCGAUGUACCUCUCAGCACCCCACAGCUUGCUCAGUGCCCCUGCGCCGGGCCAGGCCUCAUGACAGCAGCGGGUCUGGAGAAAGUUACUGCACAGAACGCAGUGGCUACCUGGCAGAUGGGCCAGCCAGUGACUCCAGCUCUGGGCCCUGUCAUGGCUCUUCCAGUGACUCAGUGGUCAACUGCACAGACAUCAGUCUGCAGGGCAUCCAUGGCAGCAGUUCCACCUUCCGCAGCUCCCUGAGCAGUGACUUUGACCCUUUGGUAUACUGUGGCCCACAGGGGGAUCUCCAGGGGAAGGGGAUGCAACCUCGUGUGACCUCUCGACCCCGUUCCUUGGACUCAGUGGUACCAACAGGGGAAACCCAGGUUUCCAGCCAUGUCCACUACCAUCGGCACCGGCACCACCACUACAAAAAGCGGUUCCAGUGGCAUGGCAGGAAGCCUAGCCCAGAAACUGGGGUCCCCCAGUCCAGCUCUUCUGUUUCUUGGACACAGCCUAAGCUGGAGCCACUUUUUCCUGAUCAGCAAGUCACUGGACCUAAUCCAGCAGCCCCUUCAGGACAGCUUCUCGACUCACAACGGCCCAGGGCCCUUACAGAGCCAGCUCCUGGUCCAGCUGAAGCCACCAGUCCUAGCCCCAGUCCCAGCAAUCUUUUCAAUUUACAGAAAUCCAGCCUCCCUGUCCGACAUCCACAGAGAAAACGGCAGGGUGGUCCCUCAGAACCCAGGCCUGCCUCUCGGCCCCAGGACUUGACUGUGCACCCAUCUUGCCAGAUUUUCCCUCAUUACAGCACCAACCUGGCAUACCCUUGGCCUCUUGAGGCCUACCCAUUGAUCUUCAGACCUCCAGGCUUGGAUAGGAGAUUGCUAUCAGAAGCUCCAGGCUCCUGUUACCCAAGUUCACAGCCAGUAUGGUUGUGUCUGACUCCACGCCGGCCCCUAGGACCACCCCUUCCUGGGGAGGGGCAUUCUGAAUGGAGUCCUGACACCCCAGAGGGCAGGCCAUGCCCUUAUUCACACUGCCAGGUGCUGCCAGCCCAGCCUGGCUCAGAAGAAGAGCUUGAAGAGUUGUGUGAACAGGCUGUGUGAGAAAUUCAGUCCUAGCUCCAACCAAGAGUGUGCUCUGGAUGACUCAGAGCCCUACCUGACACAGAGUCCUGUUCCUGGGAGAAGAAAGGACCUCAGCAAACACCCUCUUUUUGCCAUACUUCCUGGAAUCACUGGAAGAAAAGUGGUGAUGGUGGGUGGUGGGAGAUGCUAUUUACUGCUCCCAGCUCCAGACCUUGUCUGCAGAACACAGCUGCAGUGCUGCAAUUCUGUGUCCAACCAGGCAACCAGCUUCUUGCCUUCCUGAAUCCAGCUUCUUGGAUCCCUGAAAGCAAGUUUUUGAGGGCAGGAAGCUAGGUGUUAUAAAGGUGCUGCUCUUUCCCCCAGCCCUCCUAGGCGUCUCUUGCCUAGGCCUCAUGUUCAUACCAGCCAAUGGGUUUGGCUGAGUACACGACCCUUCUCAUGUCCUUCCUUGGGUAAGCUCUGCAUAGUAGCUUUGGCUCUGCCCUGGUAAGGCUGCUGCAUCAGGCAACCCCAGCUGUAUCAUUUUUUUGGGCUGACCCCCCUAAAA